UAUAUAUGUAUGUAUAUAUAUAUAUAUGUAUAUGCAAAAAUUACCCAAGUCUUGAUUUUCAUCACUUCUCUCAAAUUCUUAAUUUUUGUUCAGGUAGUACGUUCAAGAUCAGUGACCCCAAUAGACCCACCAAGUUUGUCCUUAAGUGAAACACAAAAACAAAAAAAAAAAAGAAAAAUAAAACUUAUCAACAUCUUAUGGAGAAAGAAAAUAACUAUUCGGCUCCCAUAAUGCCACCUAAUAAUAAUAAUAAUAAUAAUUUUUCUUCAUCAUUGGAUAAUUAUAACAUUGAGAAUAUUCAUCAUCAUCAACAACAAUUCAUGAAGUCCCACAUCGACGAGAGAAGUGAAGAAGGAGCAGAACAAAAUGGAGUCGAUGAGAGAAUAAUGGUCAAUUAUUUACUCAACAACAACAACAACAAUUUAUCUCAUCAUCAUCAUCAACACAAUAAUCAACAAUUGAGUUUUGCCGAUGUUAUGCAGUUCGCGGAUUUUGGGCCCAAAUUAGGCCUAAACCAAACUGAAGAAACCGACGAAGCUCAACAACUUGAAGAGAAUAGUAUGGUUGACCCGGUUUACUUUUUGAAGUUUCCAGUGUUAAACGACGACAACAACAACAACAACAACAAUAAUGAUAUUAUUAUAAACGACGUCGUUUGUCAACAACAACAACAUGAAGAGAUGAUGAAGGAUUGUGAUGUUGGUGGUGAUAAUAAUGAUAAUGAUGAUGGUUCGAUGCAACAUCUUCAGUUUUUGGGUGAAGAUCUUCAUCAGAAUAACGGUAAUGGUAAUGGUAAUAGUAAUGGUAAUAAUAAAAAUAAGAGAAAAAGACCGAGGACAGUUAAGACAAGCGAAGAAGUGGAAAGUCAACGAAUGACUCAUAUUGCUGUUGAGAGAAAUCGAAGGAAGCAAAUGAAUGAACAUUUGAGAGUUCUUAGAUCUCUCAUGCCUGGUUCCUACGUUCAAAGGGGAGAUCAAGCAUCAAUAAUUGGUGGAGCCAUAGAGUUCGUAAGAGAAUUAGAGCAACUUCUUCAAUGUUUGGAAUCACAAAAGCGAAGAAGACUAGUAGGAGAUCAACCUCCGCCACCUAGACAGCAACUCGGAUCAGCUGAUCAGGGUGGCGGUGGUAGUACUGGUGGAGUCCCUAUAGUUUCAGGGGCUGCACCAGGGUUUUUUCCUCUAGCCAAUAACGAUCAAAUGAUGAUGAUGAAUAGUAAUAAUAAGUUUGUGGCCGGAGACUUCGAAAUCAACCCCGCCAACAGUGGUGGCGGGCUUCGAGAAGAGAUGGCCGAAAACAAAUCUUGCUUGGCGGAUGUUGAAGUGAAGCUAUUAGGGUUUGAUGCGAUGAUAAAAAUUUUAUCAAGGCGAAGACCGGGACAACUUAUUAAGGCCAUUGCAGCUCUUGAGGAUUUGCAAUUUAAUAUUCUCCACACUAAUAUUACAACCAUUGAACAAACUGUUCUUUACUCUUUCAAUGUCAAGGUUACUAGUGAUUCGAGAUUUACUGCUGAAGACAUUGCCUGUUCUGUUCAACAAAUAUUUAGUUUUAUCCAUGCAAAUAGCUUGUAACAAUGUCAUAUGUACUUCUUAAAAAUAAUUUACCAAUAUAUAUAUCUUAAUUUAUCGAAUAUUUAAGAGAAUUUUUAGUCUA
Molecule: messenger RNA, 1650 nt
Organism: Cannabis sativa
Lineage: Eukaryota; Viridiplantae; Streptophyta; Magnoliopsida; Rosales; Cannabaceae
Product: transcription factor FAMA
Exons: 5
Coding region: 198-1568 (456 amino acids)
Biological process (GO): positive regulation of DNA-templated transcription; stomatal complex development; guard cell differentiation
Cellular component (GO): nucleus
Molecular function (GO): DNA-binding transcription factor activity; protein dimerization activity
Source: RefSeq, a predicted model, not a curated record